AUGUUGGCAAAUUUUCUUGAGGUAAUUUAAAAUGACAGGCUUUGUCGAGUGUGUAGAACUGAAUAGUUAUAGUCUCUUCACCAAACGAAGAAGGCCAAUUGUAUGCUAGUAUAUAUUCCAAAUUCUCCUGAAAAUGAGUACUCAUGCUCAAUUAUUCAAACUCUGUAAUCCCUUUCAAACUUCUGCUAUUUUUGCAUUGUAAACAUUUGCCAAAGUUCUGUUUUCAGCCGUCUACUCUACGCCUUUCACCUGGGUUUCAGAAUUUAUCCAAAUACAGUAAGAUCCUUUUUUGUAGAAACCCUAUUUUUCGUCAUCAAAGUAAAAUAUUUGAGUGGGAGAGAAACUGAGAUCAGAGAAUAAGUUUUAAAUUAUAUUUGAUCAGUUUGGAAUGUCUGAGGAGAUAUUUCUGUUACAAGAUAUAUAGUGCACUUUGAUAUUCUCACGUUAUUUUCGUAAUGGAGGAAAGGAUAUGCAACUAUUUUUAUGGAUAUUUCGCAAAAUUAAGUUUAGGUUUAAAAAAUCAGAAAGUAGUUACGUCUAUAAACAAAGUUAAUGUCUGCACGUUAUGUAUUUUUGACAGUUUUUACUCGAUUCAGUAUUUUUCUAAAUAACUUUUGACUAUGUAAUGAGAGGGGAGAAUAUCUCAAUAGUUGAAUGUAACGAAAACUAUAAUUAACAUUACCACACUCAACAUUUUUAUGUAGAAAAGGAGGUAAACGGGACUGAGAAAAGCCAUCACACCAGGAGCCCAUUACAUGGGCUUCUGAUCACACGUUGAAUUCGACGUGUCCCAAAGCUGUAUUUCAUGUGAUAAGGCUUUUGAAAGUCAAGUUUGGCCAGUGGAAAUUGUAGAUCAUAAUGGUUGUGAAACAGUUAUAGCUAACUAAAGUUUUGUAUUGGUAGAACGAUAUCUGUGACUCUCUGGUUUUUAAAUUUUUUAGAGAAAAUGUUCUUAGAGUUAAUUUUCUUAGGGUUCUAAGGAAAGUCCUUUUGCUCGUACUCAGACCUUUCACGGCCAAGCAGUUGUAACAUUUCAGUUACAGUCACAAGAUAGGGUUUGGGUACGAGAUCAUGAAAUUCUGGUCUAUAAAAUGACAGGAUGUUUGGUUUGCUUGUGUUUGGCAGCUAGGGAGGGAUGGUUAGGCAAUGUUCCAUUAUUUUCCACUACGCCCGCUUAUCGAAGUUGAAGAUUCCGUACAGCUAGGCAGCGAGUGGUGUUAAAAUUAUUUUUGAGUUUCGCGAAAGUUUUUUAUUAAAAAGCUUAGCACACAUAUCAUCAUUUGGGCCAACUUUAUGAAGUGAAAAGGGCUAGAAAAACCUCAUGGCCCUGGAUGUGGUCUCUGUCUAUUUUCAGGGACCUGUUGUUCAAAAUGUCAUCAUUCAGGGAAAGUUAUUUUUCACUUAUGCAAAAUUCAUCUUUAUUGAAAGAUGAAUCUUGUCGACAAAACCAAAAGCAGAUUUUCAGUAUUGAUUAUAAAUAAAUUUUGCUUCUGUUUUACUCUGGAGCUUUUUAGCCCUCCAAUAUCCUUAUCUGACAGGUAAUCUACUCGGUGGGCAUCUCUAACCUGAUGCAAAAUAAAUUUUCAUUAAUAUUCUGUCUUAAGGGAACACUAGUCUUCACAAUGGACGUCAAGGAGGUUCCCAAAAGUAAAUAUUUACCACAAUCAAUUGAUGCAAUUCUGGAGACUUUUGCUAUCAUAUAUGAUGGUUUAACUCGAACAUUUCUGAGGGAAAUUCCCUCCAACAAAUUUUACCCUUGUGCUAAUGUUUCCCAUGUUUUUGAGGCUUUUCAUCCUGCGCAGAUUCGAACAUUUGCAAUAAGACAGCGAGUGCAAGCAGCUGGUAUGAGAACUGGUAUGUUAGUUUACUAAACAUGUUGACUUUGUAGAAGUGUCCACUAUUUACGCCACCAAAAUAUGAGAUGUGUAUCUCAUCCUCAACAGGUUGAGGUAGUACGCAUAAAGUGGCAGUAGACACAAGUGGAAUCAUCCAAGGAGUGCAAGCAGCAAGUAUGUACAUCGGCCUGUUUUUGCAGUAUGAUCAACUGAACCAAAAAUGUUGUUUACCUAUAUAACCUUGUAUACUAGACGAGCUAAUAGUACAUUUCAUCCACGGUGAUUGGCUAGUUCAGAGGUGAAUAGGAAGUACUGUUCACCCACGUGCAGCCAAAGACCUGAACUGACCCUGCCAUAAAUGCGAGCAGGAAAAAUGGAAACGACGUUCCAUGUUUCCUGAACCUAUAUUUGAGAUUCGGUAGAGAUAUUAGAGAGAUAUUAAGCUGAGAAUGAUAACUGUGAAAUAAUCAACGCCAAAAGUAGGAUUGUUGUUCUUUCAAAUUUAUUUGACUUUUGCUUUUUUGGACUGUGACAGGGGUGCAUAUUAAGUUUUUUCCCUUUGUUUUUGUAACAACUGUUUUUCUUUCGUUUAAUUUACAUAUUAGUUUUAAUAAAGAUUUUUUCUUUGUGUAAUAACCUCGUUGAAUAAGUAGAAUGCAGUUUUUGAAUCAUUCCAGUGUCUUAAAAAUUCUAGAAACGCAAAUUUCAAUUCGCAAACUAACGACCAGAGCUUAUCCUUCGAGAAAGCUUACUUAAUUCCAUCGCGUGUUAAUUAAGGUGGCAAAGUCCAGAGAGGCAACAACCAAUCAAGGAGCCGUCUUUUAAAUACCAUCCUUUUCUCUUUUUCAAUGUAUUUCACUUAUUCGAGAUCGCAAUAUAUCUUUGGUUAGAGUCUAUUGGAGAUACGAAAGAAUUUCACUUUGCUUUCGUUGUGAAAUUAUGUGAAAUUAUAUUUUUGAGGCAACUUACUAUGGAAGAAAAAUGUUGAUUUUCUCUCUGUUUGAAGAACUGCAGUAAGCGUAGUCUCUUUCUCAACCAUUAUUUGGUCUCGUCACGCAACGCACUCUCUCUCUCUGACGAGGAAUGGAGGGCGUUGUGUGAACACAGAGUGUCCCAUGUCAACCAUCCCAGCCAAAAUAAUAACUCUUGCAUGCUACAUAUAUCUGUGUUUCUCUUUUUGGCAGGCAGAACAACAGUUAAAUUCCAACACAGUAAUGACUACUUUUUAAACAAGAAAAUGUAUCUACGCCUUCUGGUGACAUAUGGGAACUGA
This is a messenger RNA of Pocillopora meandrina, 3108 nucleotides long. The record is from the annotation of a GenBank genome assembly. NCBI's taxonomy places the organism in Eukaryota, Metazoa, Cnidaria, Anthozoa, Scleractinia, Pocilloporidae.